GUGGCUGUAGGGAAAGCUCUUCCCGGUUGUUGUGCCAGGCUCCACGGCUCCGGGCUCCUCCAUUGACUGGAGAUAGCUGUGCCAAAAAAAAUCAAAGAGAUACCUGUAUAAGUAAACAAAGAGCCGAACGGCCUCUCGUUUUGUGUGUUUUAAAAGAGGUAACCGGUUGAAUCAGCCGCUGACUGCUGUCACUCAUGGAGACUUACGGCAACUCGCACAAGAAACAGAAGCUGAGCAACGCCGCCGAGAGCUGGGGAAUGCAACGUGCAACUAAUGUCACCUAUCAGGCUCAUCAUGUCAGCCGAAACAAGCGUGGGCAGGUUGUGGGCACAAGAGGCGGGUUCAGAGGAUGCACUGUUUGGUUGACUGGUUUGUCGGGUGCAGGCAAAACUACAGUGAGCAUGGCCCUAGAGGAGUACCUGGUGUGUCAUGGUAUCCCCUGCUACACCCUUGAUGGGGACAACAUCCGUCAAGGGCUGAACAAGAACCUGGGUUUCAGCCCAGAGGAUCGGGAAGAGAACAUUAGACGCAUUGCUGAGGUGGCCCGGCUUUUUGCUGAUGCUGGGCUGGUCUGCAUCGCCAGUUUUAUUUCUCCCUAUAGCAGGGAUCGCCUCAAUGCGCGGAAGAUCCACGAGGCUGCAGGGCUGCCUUUCUUUGAGGUGUUUGUGGACGCUCCACUGGACGUAUGUGAGCAGAGGGAUGUGAAGGGACUGUACAAGAGAGCCAGAGCGGGGGAAAUAAGAGGUUUCACCGGAAUUGACUCAGAGUAUGAGAAGCCAGAGGCUCCGGAGCUGGUGCUGAAGACUGACUCCUGCAAUGUGAAUGAGUGCAUACAGCAGCUUAUUGACCUGCUUCAGGAGAGGGAUAUAGUUCCUGUUGAUGCAUCUUAUGAAGUGAAAGAGCUGUACGUUCAGGAGAACAAACUGGACCUGGCUAAGGCUGAUGCAGAGACUCUACCUGCUGUACAGAUUGGCAAGGUGGACAUGCAGUGGGUGCAGGUGCUGGCUGAAGGCUGGGCCACUCCUCUGAACGGUUUCAUGAGGGAGAGAGAGUUCUUACAGUGUCUUCAUUUUGACUGUCUGCUGGACGGUGGUGUUAUCAACCUGUCAGUGCCUGUGGUGCUGCCAGUGUCUACUGCAGAUAAAGAGCGUUUAGAUGGCGUGACGGCCAUGGCUCUGGUCUACGAGGGCAGGCGAGUUGCCAUCCUCCGUAACCCUGAGUUUUAUGAACACCGCAAAGAAGAGCGCUGCGCUCGUCAGUGGGGCACCACUUGCAAGGACCACCCUUACAUCAAGAUGGUGAUGGAAAGUGGAGACUGGCUGGUCGGCGGAGACCUGCAGGUUCUGGACAGGAUCUGCUGGAACGAUGGACUCGACCAGUACCGACUGACACCCACUGAGCUCAAACAGAAGUUUAAAGAAAUGAAUGCAGAUGCUGUAUUUGCCUUCCAGCUCCGCAACCCAGUCCACAACGGCCACGCUCUUCUGAUGCAGGACACCCACAAGCGCCUCAUCGAGCGAGGCUACCGCCGGCCCGUGCUGCUGCUCCACCCACUGGGAGGGUGGACUAAGGACGAUGAUGUGCCGCUGCCUUGGCGAAUGAAGCAGCAUGCUGCCGUGCUGGAGGAGGGCGUCCUGAAUCCAGACUCUACCAUUGUUGCGAUCUUUCCUUCACCCAUGAUGUAUGCUGGGCCAACUGAGGUUCAGUGGCACUGCAGAGCUCGAAUGGUGGCUGGUGCCAACUUUUACAUCGUUGGCCGUGACCCUGCAGGCAUGCCCCAUCCUGACACAGGAAAGGACCUGUACGAACCCACUCAUGGGGCCAAGGUCCUCACCAUGGCUCCAGGCCUCAUCACCCUGGAGAUUGUACCCUUUAAGGUUGCUGCUUACAACAAGGUCAAAAGGGCAAUGGAUUUUUACGACCCCAAAAACCAUCAAGACUAUGAUUUCAUCUCAGGUACACGCAUGCGUAAGAUGGCUCGCGAGGGAGAGAAUCCUCCUGACGGCUUCAUGGCGCCAAAGGCAUGGGCCGUGCUGAAAGAAUACUAUAAAUCACUGGAGAAGGCCUAAAGGUUGAGUCUGAGAUGAAAAAAAACAUGGGAACACAGUGGUUUCUACUGACGUUUAAAAUGAUGAAUGUGGGGACCACUCAGUUACUAUCAAAAACCAUGCUCCGGCUUAUGUCUGUCACUUUUCACGCUCAACUGUCAGUCAUAAAACUUGUCUCUGUUGUUUUUAGUCUUAUCACAUUUGUGUUUUAACUAUGUGCUUUAUUUAACUAAACUUAAUCUGACUGUGAAAUAUAGUAGGAGAGGUCACAUUGGUAUUUCAAGAGAACAAGCUAAAAAAAAAAUCCUU
Molecule: messenger RNA, 2357 nt
Organism: Seriola aureovittata
Lineage: Eukaryota; Metazoa; Chordata; Actinopteri; Carangiformes; Carangidae
Gene: papss1
Product: 3'-phosphoadenosine 5'-phosphosulfate synthase 1
Exons: 12
Coding region: 195-2069 (624 amino acids)
Biological process (GO): sulfate assimilation; 3'-phosphoadenosine 5'-phosphosulfate biosynthetic process
Molecular function (GO): adenylylsulfate kinase activity; sulfate adenylyltransferase (ATP) activity; ATP binding
Source: RefSeq, a predicted model, not a curated record